CGAAAAUGAGCAGAGAGAAACUGACACAGUUCCACUAAAAACGGAAUUCCUCUCACGUUACUCCUUUCUUCACCCCCCUCUUUUCUACCUUUUUACCCAUGCCCAAAUCAGCCGAGGGUACCAAAGGCCCAAAACCACGCAAACUUGGACGUCCACGUAAGCCACGCGAAUCGAGCACCCAUCAAAAAACACCUCAAUCGCAUCCGCAGCAGCAACAACAACGACCAGAAGGAGAACAGCAUAGCCGAGUGCAGGACGUCAUCCCUCCUCCUCCGCAGCAACAGUCGCCUGACGUACAAACUGCUUCAUCCGGUAUCAGUAAUCGCAGCAGUAGCUUUCAUACAGAAGAUGAUCAGCAGCUGCAACAGGCACCAGCAUCUUCUUUCUCAUCAAUGAAACCACCACCACCAAAAGAAGAAAAGCAAGUUACGACGACGCGUCAUCAAGGAGCAGCCACAAGUACUGGUAGUAAUUACGAACAUAGUAAAGAUAAUCGGCAAGCAAAACAGCACAUCGACCCAAUCCAACACUUUCUCUUUCAUCACGUAAUCCUUUCCAAGAUCUUCUCCGAAUUCAGUCAAAAGGAAUGUAUGACUGCCAUGUGUGUAUCGAAACUUUGGAAGCAACGCAUGCCUGCAAUUUGCCCGGCAGACUCAUGGAAAGUUGUGCAACUGGAUGCGGCAGAUCGUGCCUUGGAACGGUUUCUGUUACACUACUGCCUUGGUGCUAUUCUCGGUAUCAAAGCGGUCAUUAUCAGAGGAUUCCAUCGACAGCAAGACCUAUUUAGCAUGCUGCGCAUUGUGAGUGAGCGCAACUGCAUCGCGGUCGAGUACUAUAAUUUUAUCGAUUGUACCAUUACCGAUCCUGCACUGUUUAUGGAAGAAUAUUUUUAUCCCAUCAGUCAACGUACAACCAGAGUGGAGUUCCAUAGCCAGAAUGGCAAGCUACCGAUCCAUCUUUUCUUGACUAUGUGUCCCAGCCUUGCUGAGCUUAUUGUAAAUUAUGUCAAUGAGCGACAGGUGGAUGCGCUGCAACAGCGGCUGUUGUACCAACCGCCACCACAAAUACCAACUACAGCCUGUCAAACGUUACAAUUCAACAUUGCUGCUGGAUGUAACCUCAGGAGCUUGUGCAUCGGCAUCCCAGGACCGAGAAGAUUAAGUCGCGAAUACCAACAACAGCAAGAAUACAGACAUGGUACUUCUCGCCGUCGUAGUGAGCAUCAUAUCAAUACAUGCACCGCCGACGUUUUGGCAGCUGUCAUUGACAAUUGCCCGCAGCUGAAUGACGUUAUCUUAUCAUGUACUGGUGACAACCUUGCACCAAUCGUCAUUCAAGCCUUAACUCGACUUUCUGGACUUUCUCUCCUUGCACUCUAUUACGAUCUCACACCUAACCACUACGACGGUGCACUCUAUGCUUUAUUGCAAAGACACGUUGACAUGGGCCCUAAACGCAGCUCUCUCAAAUGUUUACUCCUCAACGUUGCAGACGAUACUAUCUUGGAUUUGGUCGGUCGCAUCCUGACGCUGAAAUUGAUUGAUUUGGCGAACGGGUUUCAAUUAGCAACCAGACAAGGCAUCCUGCGGUUUUCUAUGCGGCUGGGAAGCAGUUUGAUCUUGAAAGACUUGAUACUCAAAGAGUUCGAUCUACGUCCAUUCGAGAUUCUCAAUCAUAUUGCGCACGCGCCAAAUCUGACCAGAAUCGAUAUCAGUCAUUGCGAUGUGGAGCACAGUGGUUAUCUCAACUUUCUCAAUAAGGCGCAACAGUUGCAGGUGGCAGUGCAGACAAUAUAUUGCGCGCCUCAGCAGCAAGAAGUGGUCCAAUUGAUUGACCCCGAUACUGGAAUUCGCUUGCCUUGUAGGGUGGUGCCUGUGGACCUCCUGUUUGGUGGUUUGGAUAUUUUCUCGCAUCUCGACGAUCCAGAGAAUUUCUUGACAGCCAUGUGUGUAUCAAAGCUUUUGGAUGAAAUGGCCGCUGCUUUGCGUUGA
This is a messenger RNA of Zychaea mexicana, 1991 nucleotides long. RefSeq lists its product as uncharacterized. NCBI's taxonomy places the organism in Eukaryota, Fungi, Mucoromycota, Mucoromycetes, Mucorales, Lichtheimiaceae. The transcript is spliced from 3 exons. Bases 99 to 1991 code for a protein of 630 amino acids. The record is from RefSeq and is a predicted model, not a curated record.